AUGCCUUCAACAGAGCACAAUGAUGUUGUUGAGGAAAAUUAUAAAGAUAAAGAUCAGUGGGUGUUCAGAAAAGUUUCAACUAAAUUAGAAUCAGAUGAAAGCGCUUAAGUAUUCCCGAAAGAUCCAAAGAAAAGAAAAUUAUUUGAAUUGAAUACUAAGAAAAUUGACAGUAAAUUUGAGAAAAAGCUAAAGUACUAGUUUUAAUAUGGAAGAGCCCCACAAGAUAUUAUUGACAAAAAUAGGAAGUUUUUAGCUGAACCUCAAACAGAGAGGGGUUCUCUUACAAGAGAGGUAUAACAGUAAACAAAUUAGUUUAAGAUAAGAAAGUUAAGUCAAGAAUAAAUUCUACCAAAAGACUAUAAAUUCUAGUUCUACUAAAAAACGGGAUCAAAAGAAAGACCAAUAAAAAAUGAAUAAUUGCUAGUUGAUUAGAAGUAUAAUUCUUAGAAACAAAGAGAAUUAGAUUAGAAAAUGUCAGAAAUUGAAACCCAGAAAACAAGAAAAUUUAUUGCAUAGUUAAUGAAGAAUGAAUUUUAUGAUUUACCAAAGGAGAAAAAAGAUUUUGUUAUUUAAAAUACAAUCAAAUCAUAAGAGAGGUUCAGCAUUGAAACAGUGGCAGAUAGUUUAAAGGAAAUUUUAAAUGCAACAAGACCAUUGUUAAACUCUAAAAUUGAAAAUAACGGGAAGCAUAGUUUCUUCUUUGUUUUUGAGCCUGUACUUUAGCUAAUGAUAUAAAUGCUUGAUUCUAUGUUUAAACUGUUCAACACUAAAAUUACCACCUAAAAAAAUGAUUAUGAAGGGAAAAUUAAUGAAUUAACGAAACCAAAGCCUAAAACUAUAAAAGAAAUGCAUAUUGAUUUCCUCUAUAAUUAGAUUGAAGAAAUAUCAGGGAAACUAGAGAAAUCGCAUGUAGAUAGAAGAAAAUUAGAAAAAAAAUUGGGACAAUUAUAGGAAAAAUUGGAUAUUUUAAUGGGGGAAUCUGCACUUGAGACAUAUCCAUAAAUGUCUAAUUUUUGCUUUCAAAUGUAAAAGUAUCUUAACAAAUCAGACAUGAUAAAUAACUAACAACUUACACAAUUAUUUGGACUUUAGAAAUUGCUUAAUUUUGAAGACCCUUUGAAAAAUAAAUUUAUGCUUAAGGAACGAUUAAAAAAGUUAAAAGACGUUUAAACAGAUGAUGAAAAACAAAGGAUACCGAUUGAAGUCUAGCAGUAUUUUGAAUAAGAUAAGCUUGAAGUUGGUAGAGAGGAAGUAAAGUGUAUAUUUGAAUUCUUUGAUGCUCAGAUAAUGAGAGAAUUUAAAAAAGAUAGAACAUUAGAAAAAACUUCAUUCACUGAGCGUGUCAAUAGUAUCAUAUCAGAAUAUGUCAAUCCAGACUCCAGACUUUCUUAUCAUCUUAAAACUCAUAUGAUAAGCUAUUUGAUGUCCUAUAGCAAUAACAAUACUAGGCAAAGUAAUACAAAAAGUAGAUUGUAUCAUCUUGGAAAUAUGUUUGCAAGUAAAUUGCUCAACAGAAUGAUAAGUUUUGAUUAAAGGGUACAGCAAGGGCCAUACAUUCAUGAUGAGAUAAUGUGCAGAUUUAUGAUGGAAUUGUAAUGGUAAAAAUAAGAAGUAUUAGUGCAUUAUUAAAUUUGCGCUGAUUUUGACAUUAGAGAAUUCUUGCAGUAUAAUCAUGUAUACAAGUGCCUAAAAAAGACUUUCUAAAGUCUAAAAAUAAGGAAAGAAACUGACUAUUGGAGGAAAUUCCUUGGCUAUUUUAUGGAAUCAUUAAUUAUUCUUGAAGCAUUUGGAGUUAAUUCAUCAGAUUUUUUAAAGUUUUCUGAGCAGGAGUCUUUUUUGGAUACUGAUUAGUUACUUUCCAAUAUUAAUCAAAACAAGAACAAACUUAUGUUGACUGCUAAAGACAGAGUUAGAGUUUUGAUUGAAUUGGAAAUAGCACUAACUAAAAUGUAAUUAACUUAGAAAAGAGCUUCAUCAAAGAUAGAUAUAUUUCAAUCAAUGGAUUUUGAAUCAUAGAUUUCUGCAAGUCCUAAUCGUAAAAUUGAAUAAAGUCCAGGUGGUGUAAGUUUAAUGGGGAGUGUGACAGGAGGUGUUGGUUCUAAAAUAAAUUUAAAUAUGAUAGAAUAGGACAAUGAUAACUAAGUCAUUAAGUAAUACUAUUAUCUGCUAAUGAUUAAAAUGAUGGUUUAUGAUCCAAAUAUGCCGAGAUCAAUGAGAAAAUUAUUUAGCUUGAAUGGCGGAAAUAAUAAAGAAUCUUUGUGCAAAGAUAGCUUUAGAGUAGCCUUAGAAACAGGAUUUAAAGGAUAUGUAACAGACUUUGAGAUUGAGUUUUUGCUAGCAUAUUUGCCAGUAAGUCAGAUAGAGAAGGGAAAUGUGAGUGUUGAUGAGAAAAAUUAGAUAUUAAAACAUAUAGGUGAUUCAGAAGAACAAAAGAAACCAGAAUCAGGAGUUCAGAUCAAAUAGCCACGAAUUUAUCAUCUCAAGCAUCUAUAAAGAGAUCUUCAUUAUAUUGAAGAUUAGAAUGUAUUGUAAUCCACAACUACUAAUAAGCUGAGAGUCUUUAACUCACUUGAAAUUGCUCUUAGUCUUGAUAAGAGAUAUUUUUCUAUAGACAGAUUUAAUGCUUUAUAUCAAGUUUAUGAUAGAUGCGAGGCAAGUCAAUCAGGGGCUCAAACUCAUCUAUUACAUUUCUAUGAUCAAUUCUAUAAGUUAAUGAACUAGUACAUUUUUAUUGAUGGUGGAUAUUAUCAUGACCUUAGUGACUAGCAAAGAAAGGAAUUUAUCUCAAAACAAUAUUUGAAAAUGUGCUAAUCUCAUAGAUUUAAUACAAAUAAUCCUUAGGCAUUUGAUAAGCAAGCUCUGAUCUAGGUUCUUAAUGAAAUAAGAGUGUUUACAGGUUUCUAAGUAAAGAAUUAAGAUUUGCUGACUUCAUCCAUUGAUUCAGUAAAGAAAAAAUUGAAGAGAAAAUAGUCUGAAUCUCCUAAGCGAUCACUAUUAGAGAAAACUGAAUCCUAUUAAGCAAAUCAAAAAGUAUCUGCUUUUAGCAGCCAAGAUAAUGAGAUCUUGAACAAGAUAUCAUUUGCAUUUUAGAGAUAUGUUAAAUGA
Messenger RNA from Stylonychia lemnae, 3105 nucleotides. NCBI's taxonomy places the organism in Eukaryota, Ciliophora, Spirotrichea, Sporadotrichida, Oxytrichidae. The record is from the annotation of a GenBank genome assembly.